AUGCCCGAAUACCGCCACGCCCGAAGCGGCAGCCUGAAUAUCCCAAACGGCGUCGCCUCCAACACCCCGUCGUCCAUGAUGCCGCGAAGUCCUCCGAACACCUCACACGUCCCGUGCAAGUUCUUUCGUCAAGGAGCCUGCCAAGCUGGCAAUGCCUGCCCCUUCAGCCACGACCUCGGAGCCGCAGCCGAAAACAUCUGCAAGUACUUUGCCAAGGGCAACUGCAAGUUCGGUCCUAAGUGCGCAAACAUUCACGUAUUACCCGACGGGCGACGAAUAAACUAUGGCAAAAAUGGUGUCACUAUAGGCACAACUCCCAUCGGCCUUCCUGGUCGACCUUCACCCAAUCCUGCAUCUCCGAGAUCUGGUUCCUCAACCGGCUAUCACCAGCCGUCUGCAAGUGCCCUCACGACCUCGCUAUACAGCGCCGAGCAGUCUCCGUGGGAUGAUCGCCAAGUUGUCAACUCUUCUUUUCAUCCUGGACACCAACCAAGUCUCGACAGUGGCAUCCCCUCCAUCGAGUCUCCAUACGGCCACUCAAACUACGGCUCGCCCCGCGAGGACGAUCUGACUCGCCUUGGCUUUGGCUUGUCUCCUGCAAAUGGCAAAGGGCUCUCUAUUCUCGAUGCUCCUCUGCCCGCUUCGUUCGACUCCAAUGGCAUCUCCAAUGCCGCUCGCUUCCCCGCCGCGCCCUGGCCGUCCUCCAUGCCCUCAAAAUUCGGCCUCGAUUCCCCUACACCGUCUCUUAGCAAUGCCAAAGACUCGCGGACCUCCGAGACGCUCAAGCUACUGCAUACAUCGGCCUUUGGCUCCUCAGAGCACUUGACCCCAACUGCCGGAAGUCCGCCCAACUCUCAGUCCGCCAUUGGUGAUGAGUAUUUCGGCAAGCGGGCUAUGCACUCGUCUAGAUAUGCAAAGCCACGCAUGCUCAGCUCCAGCGUGCCCAAGACGUCAUCUGUGGACCGUGACUGGGAGGCCGAGUUUGCCUUUGAUGACGACAACCUACCCGAAAACUACGUUCCCGAGAACCUCCAAGAGCUCUUGACGCCUGCUGAAAAAGCCAGGCGGGGCUCUAGUUCCAUGCGUGAUGAACACGCCAUAGACGCUCUCAAGUAUGGUAGCCCGAUGGGGACCAGCCCAAGCCGCUGGGGAUCGCUCUUCCAACGCCAAAAAGAAGAAGACGCAGCCAGGGCAGCACGCAGUGCCGGCUCAGCCUUUGGUCAUGUGGGCAGUCCCUUGAGAAGGUCUACCCUGGCACAGGAAAUGGGCGACGACUACAAGAGCGCCUCCGGCCGUCUGUCUGCGGGCCGCUCUACGAGCGAGUCAAUGUCGGUUCUAUCGCAGCAACUGCAGCGCAGCCGCUUGGAUGAUGCCAUCAGCGGCUCGGGAUCCAGCCCUCACCUGCAUCCCACCACCGCACGGCUGCCAUCCAGUAGCCUCGCGCCGAUUGGCAAAGACCGAGCCAUGGAGCGUCAUGUAUCUAGCGGGAGCGUCAGCUCAUCCGUCACUGGUCGUUUUACCACCCCAAUUGACGAGGAGGACCCAGCAUUCGUCUUCAGCAUGGAAGAGGAAGAUGACGCACCUACAGCGAGGAUGCGCAAGCGCAUCUCUGCCGGCCUGAAUAUGGGUGCGUUGGGCAGCUACGCCAGCGCGGUUGCUGGCAAGCACCAAUCCAGCAGCGGUUCCAAGGAGAGCAGAGAUGCCGUGCCAGUCAACGGACGAUGA
This is a messenger RNA of Metarhizium album ARSEF 1941, 1725 nucleotides long. Its product is annotated as Zinc finger, CCCH-type. Bases 1 to 1725 code for a protein of 574 amino acids. Gene Ontology annotation, biological process: protein polyubiquitination. Lineage: Eukaryota; Fungi; Ascomycota; Sordariomycetes; Hypocreales; Clavicipitaceae. The transcript is spliced from 3 exons. Gene Ontology annotation, molecular function: metal ion binding; ubiquitin protein ligase activity. The record is from RefSeq and is a predicted model, not a curated record.